Messenger RNA from Arabidopsis arenosa, 1594 nucleotides. The record is from the annotation of a GenBank genome assembly. Lineage: Eukaryota; Viridiplantae; Streptophyta; Magnoliopsida; Brassicales; Brassicaceae.
AUUAAAUCGCGAUUACUGUUUCGCGUUUGACCUGAUCCGAGUUUGUUGUCUUUGACCCGAUAAACCCAUUUUAGAAACGACGUCGUGUGCUAUUGGAGAAAGUCUUAAGACUAAACGACGGCGUUUGUUUCUAAUACCUCUGUCGUCGAUUGAAGAAUUAGAUUUAGGGUUUGCACAUUUGGGAAAAAAUCGAUUUGGGUUUAGGGUUCUGAGAGAUUUCGAAGAGAAGUGAUGCCAAUGACAGAGUUGAUCUAUGAGAGUGAUCCAGAUGAUCCCGAUUGGAGAGAGGUAGCCUCGGAUGAAGAGAGUCAGGGAGAUGGAGACAAGAGCGGAGAAGAUGGAGAUGACGAGGAAGACGUCGUCGAGAGUGGUGAUGAUGGAGAGAAGAGCGAGGAUGAUGUAAAUAAUGCCGGUGAUGAUGGGGACAACAAUGGGCGAGACAGAGAUGUUGAACCAGAAGCGAGUCGAAGAAAGGCAAAGAGGAAGAGAGAGGAGUCUGAAGUGGAAGAAGACAACGAAGAAACACAAAGAAAACGGGAAAAGAAGACUAAUGUUGAAGAGGAAGAUGAUAUAGUGGAAAGGUUUGAGUUCGAGAUAGAAGAAUCUGUAGCAACUUGGUUUGAUGAGUUUAGGAUUAAUCGAAAUUCCAUCCCCGAGAGUUCAGAUGAAGAGGAAGAUCCAAUAAUUAUUAGAGAUAGGAGAAUUAGGAUGGGAAUUGAUGAUAAAUUAGGUAUUGGUAGAACAUUUUUCACUGCGUUUGAGAUCAAAGAGGCUGUGUUACAUCAUGCGUUGAAGUCAAGAGAAAACAUUAGACAAGAAAGGUAUGGGAAGGAGAAAAUUGGUUUUAGGUGUGGUCGGGAUAAGAAUUGUGGCUGGAAAGUAUAUUGCGCAUUCGAUAAGAGUAAACAACUGUGGGUUUUGAGGACUAAGUGUGGAUAUCAUAGUUGCACUCCUAAUGGGAAAUGCAAGUUGUUGAAGAGUCCUGUGAUUGGAAAGCUUUUCAUGGACAAACUGAGGAUGGAUCCUAAUUACAUGCCUCUUGAUAUUCAGCAGCAUAUUAAGGAGCAAUGGAAGCUACUGAGUUCUAUAGGACAAGUGCAAAGAGGAAGACUUUUAGCUCUGAAGUGGCUUCGAGAAGAAUAUGCUCAACAUUUUGCUCAUCUUAGAGGUUAUGUUGCUGAACUAGAAGGUUCAAAUCCAGGAUCCACAUCAAUAGUUGAUACCUUUCGUAAUGCUGAUGGUGAAGAUGUUUUUAACCGUUUUUAUGUGUGUCUUGGAGCAAUGAAAAAAGCUUUCUACUAUUGUCGGCCUAUCAUUGGGAUUGAUGGAACUUUCCUGAAACAUGCUGUCAAAGGUUGCUUACUUACUGCUAUUGCUCAUGAUUCAAACAAUCAGAUUUACCCAAUUGCGUGGGCAGCUGUACAAACUGAAAAUGCAGACAACUGGUUAUGGUUUCUGAAACUACUCAAGGCUGAUUUGGAUCUAAAGGAUGGGAAUAAUUAUGUCAUCAUAUCAGAUCGUUCUAAAUCACCGGGAUUCCUUGUGAACAUGCUUAUGCAGCCAUCUUAGAUGUUAAUAAGGAUGUUGAUGAUUA